Ixodes scapularis (black-legged tick) is the source of this 1601-nucleotide messenger RNA. RefSeq names its product methionine aminopeptidase 1. NCBI's taxonomy places the organism in Eukaryota, Metazoa, Arthropoda, Arachnida, Ixodida, Ixodidae. Gene Ontology annotation, biological process: proteolysis. The coding region runs from base 20 to 1282 and encodes 420 amino acids. The transcript has 13 exons. The record is from RefSeq and is a predicted model, not a curated record. Gene Ontology annotation, molecular function: metalloaminopeptidase activity.
CGUUCCACAAUCGGCAAUCAUGGCGACCGUGGACAUGGAGAAUGCGCAAAGCGAGAUCUUGCAAAAUGUUUGCGGUACCCUAGGAUGUGAAAGUUCUGCCAAGUUGCAAUGCCCCACUUGUAUCAAGCUGGGAAUCAAGGGAUCUUUCUUCUGCUCCCAGGCUUGCUUCAAAGGUAGCUGGGACGCUCAUAAGCAAGUGCACAAAGAUAUAAAGAAUGCCAAGAAUGCCGCCGGGUCGAUCUUCAACCCGUGGCCGUCAUAUACCUUCACGGGAAAGCUGAGGCCUUUUCCUUUGUCGCCCAAGCGAGAGGUCCCUGAGCAUAUAAUGCGCCCGGAUUACGCAGAGCACCCUGAUGGUAUUCCUCUUAGUGAGCAGGCUGCAAAGCAUUCCUCUGUGAUCAAGGUGCUAACUGAGGAGGAAAUUGAAGGAGUGACCCUGGCCUCAAAGCUGGCAAGGGAGGUUCUUGACGUGGCCUUGGGCGCUGCCGAGGUGGGUGUGACGACCGACGAGCUGGACAGACUGGUUCACGAGGCAUCCAUCGAACGCGACUGCUAUCCGUCGCCUCUGAACUACUACAAGUUUCCCAAGUCCUGCUGCACGUAUGUGUCUCCUUUAGCAGACUCCCUUUUCCCUGUGCGAGAUCUGUGUUCGUCAAAAAACUGGAAGCGUAUUUGUGAAACACUCUAUUCCCGGGCCCGUCGCAGGUCGGUGAACGAGGUCAUUUGCCAUGGCAUCCCGGACAUGAGACCGCUUCAAGAUGGAGACCUUUUGAAUGUGGACAUCACGGUGUACCACAACGGCUUUCACGGAGAUCUGAACGAGACGGUGUUCAUCGGCAACGUGGACAAGACUGCCCGCAAGCUAGUUGAAGUAACACACGAGUGCCUUUCCAAGGCCAUUGAGGCUGUGAUGCCUGGCGUGCGAUACCGGGAGAUAGGAAACAUCAUCCAGAAGCAUGCGCAGUCGCACGGAUUCUCGGUGGUUAGGAGCUACUGCGGCCACGGAAUCCACAGGUUGUUUCACACAGCUCCAAGCGUUCCACAUUAUGCUAAAAACAAGGCCAUUGGUAUCAUGAAGGCUGGUCACUGCUUUACCAUUGAGCCAAUGAUUUCAGAAGGAACCUGGCACGAUGCGGUGUGGCCGGACAGCUGGACUGCGGUGACGGCUGACGGCAAGCGGUCGGCCCAGUUUGAGCAGACGCUGCUGGUGACGGACACUGGCUGCGAGAUUCUGACGCGCAGGCGCAACAAGAACGGACAGCCCUGGUUCAUGGACAACUGACCCUCCCCCCUGACCUGACCUAGGUUUGGCGCACCGGUCUGUAAAAACAGCAUGAAGUUGUAAAUUUCAAGUGCGCAACAAAUUCAUGUAAAUGUUACUUUUUUGCCAGAAUUUUUUCUUAUUUUUGCUUAGCAAUUUCUAACUACCUAACCCUCAGGGUUUUAAGUAACAUGGGGAAGCAAGACUCGUGUGAUAGGAAGCAGAGAACAACCGCAAACAAAAAGCCAACUCCGAGUUUUUAUUUAGACCUUCUACAGAAUGGAAAUGAAAAGAAAACUUACAUGCUCUGGUAUCUUUGAAAUAAAGCAAAUGAUUGGUA